Messenger RNA from Penaeus monodon (black tiger shrimp), 5021 nucleotides. RefSeq names its product von Willebrand factor A domain-containing protein 7-like. The coding region runs from base 38 to 4546 and encodes 1502 amino acids. The record is from RefSeq and is a predicted model, not a curated record. Lineage: Eukaryota; Metazoa; Arthropoda; Malacostraca; Decapoda; Penaeidae. Gene Ontology annotation, molecular function: protein binding. The transcript is spliced from 26 exons.
GCCAAGCACUUCUUAGCUAACAGCGCGAGAGGAAGUCAUGUUUCGAAUAGAAGUGAUCGCAUUCCUGUUUCUGGCGGCGGCGGGCGGCACCCACGCCUUCCUCGCCACGUCCCUCAACACCAGCGACCCCGACGUGGCCUGGAUCCUGUGCCCGGAGCAGACGACGGGGGUGACCCGCGACCACAAGUGGAUCACGCGCGAGGCCAUCCGUCGCAACCUCCGCCAGUUCUUCCUGGAUUACCCGCCGGCGUCGCAGCCGAGCUUCAACGUGCCCACCGACGCCAGCCUGACGGAGCUCUAUCAUGCCUACUAUGGCGCGGCCGCGUCGCCUGCCCGCUUCAUCAAGGCGGUCAACUCCAUCGCGGCCUCCAACGUCAAGGCCGAUUCUCUGCCUCAGCUUAAGUACGACCCCCAGAUCCAAGGCGACGGCGAGGACCUGCAGUCCCUCCAGGACAGCAUGGCCACGAGAUACCCUCAGAUCCUGACCUCGAUCCUGCAGGACGAGGCCUACCCCGCUGCCAGGACCUUCCUCGGCCUCUCCCUCCACUCCCUGCAGAAGUUCUACUCCCACUCCACGUGGAUCGAGCAGGGCAACACGGGCAUCCUGGAGGACCUGGGUCUGCCCGGGUUCCUCUACGACGACUUGGCCGACGCCGCCGAGGACGUCUGCAGCGCCUGUGCCAACCCUCAGGGAGCAUGUGCCGGGAACGUCAUCAAAAGCGCAGGACUUUCCAGCGGAUAUUACCUGUACGAUGAUCCAGCGGCUGCCGGCAUCCUGCUCCCGAAGCCUACGACGGGAGGCAAGUGCAGCCACGGCGGAGUUCUGGACGUCAGCUCCUCGGCUGCUGCUGAAGGAGGAAUCAACAAGGACACGGCCUCGCCCUGCUUCUCGCCCCACUACCACUUGCACGAGCAGGCGGCGGAGCUGGCGGUGCAGGCCACAGUUCAUUACCUGAAUGUUCUGCUGGACGCUAUUGGCAACGACAAGUACCGACGCUUGUUCGACUUGUACCACGGAUCUGCCCUGUCUAUCGCGAUCGACACUACGGGCUCCAUGUCAGACGACAUCGCAGCGGUCAAGGAGCAGGUGCAGCAGAUCGUCGACAGCACUUCCGCCGAACUUUUCAUCCUAUCGCCCUUCCACGACCCAGAGGUGGGACCCGGACUCAAGACGACCGACCCCCAGGAGUUCAUGGACGCCGUCAACGCCCUUCAUGCCGGCGGCGGCUGCUGUGGCCUCGAGGAGAAGUUCUGGGGCGGCCUGCAGCUGGCCCUCAGCAUGACCCCGAACUACGGAGACAUCUUCUGCUUCACCGACGCCGGAGGGAACGACGGAGAGCUGAUGGAGGGAGACAUUGCAGUUGCUCAGCAGCAGCACAACAAGGUGACGAUCAUCUACAGCUCCAACAACAGGGACAGCAGCGAGCGAGCGGUACUUACCAACGUGGAAGAGUACCAGUACCUCGCGGAUUCCACGGGCGGCCUGUUCAUUCCCUCGGAGAAGUUCGACAUCGAAGCCAUCACGCCCAUCCUUGGCGAGGGCGUCGAGAGUCAGAGCGUGGACGUGACGAUGGUCAAGGGCCUGACCGGACCCAACGACCUCGAGGUCCCCAUCGACGACUCCAUCUUCGACUUCGAGGUCCGCCUCACCGGCACAGUCACCGCAGCCGUCCUCAAGGACAUCACGGGCACUGCGUACGACCUCACCGAUCAAGCAUCCCUGGACAGCAACCCGAACAUUGAAGUCAUUGCCUACAGCCCUAGCCUGAAGGCCGUCCGCUGGUUGUCUCCUCGCUACGGCCAGUGGAACCUCCACACCGACUCCAGCUCCACCUACAGCAUCUCCAUCAGCGCCAACUCCACUCUCAGCUUCCUGGGAGACUUCUCCAUCCUGGAUCCCCGUCCUCCACAUCCCCACUACGAGCUGGUGGAGGGACGUCCACUUAUCAACACGGUGUACUACAUAGAUAUUGUGCUCGUCGGUUACCUAGAAAGUGAUGUCACUGAUGUAAACAAAGUCGAAUACGUAGACAAGACUGGAUCACUCCUCCGCACAAUCCCUUACUACGGCGAUAUCGAUGAUGAGUUCUACAUUCGAUCAGAUCCUCUACCUGAAGAACCCUUCUAUAUCAAGCUGUAUGGUCACGUUGGAUCAGGAAAUGUCUUCUGCCGUCUCCUCUCCGUGAUCAUGUCCCCUGUGGAAACUAGCGUAGGAGUCCUGGCGACCGCCGACGACCUCUCCGCUCGCCCAGGGGAGUCGGCCACAGGGGACUUCAUCGUCGCCAACUUCGGCCUCGACUCCUACUUCACGAUCACCGGCACGGAUGACAAGGGCUUCCUGACUAGAAUUGCCCCGAACAGAAUAUUCCUGAAGUUCAACGAAACAGGAACCGUGACUGGACACUUCUCAGUGGGUUCCAGUGAAAUCCCCGGUACAGUCAGCAUCAUCACAGUCACCGCCCAGAGUGAGACGCAAACCCAGUCGGUGAACAGUGCCAUUAGCCAGUUCCUCGUCCUUCCUCUAGUGACGGACAUCGAGACCCCGACUUGCGAGCCCUCCUCUGCCCCAGACUGUACAGGCUACAACCUCAAUGGCAUCUGCAGUGAGAAGAACUGGACCGUCAGUGCUACUCUGCAGGACGCCAAUUCGGGGCUGAGCGUCGUGUAUGCCAGGCCUGACGGCUUCCAGACAGACGUCAGCGCUUUCACUCCCGGAACGACAGGUCAUGUCAGCGUCACGUAUUUCGCCUCCUGCUGCACCACACAGGUCGACAUCAUCGGCGUCGACGUCCAAGGCAACAUCGGGAAGUGCCAGAUUGACAUGGGCACUCUUGGAGGGUAUGUGUUUGACUUCGAGGCGGUAACCGAGGGUACCACGUGGGUGCACCUGCGCUGGAGCAUCACGCCCACAGAGUACGCCGUCCACAAGUACAUUCUCCUUAUCAACAACGACUUCACUGAAGAAAUCCGCUGCCCUGAUUUGAUUUGCUUCCACAACGUCACGUACUUGGAGCCGUGUUCACUGCAGGAUUUCAAGCUCACACCCGUCUUCACUGUAGGAGGAGGGGACCGUGCAGGAGAGCCAGCUUUUACCGACGCCAACACGCUAGAUAAUGAACCAGUACCUCCUACCAACGAGCAGAUAUUAAACGCAACAGAGACCACAGUCACCAUUAGCUGGGACGGCGCCAACACCAAGUGCGUCAGCCAAUACCAGAUCUGUUACCGACCGUUUGGCUUCACGGCCUCCGAAGUCUGCGAAAGAACGACCCUCACCACUUAUAAAUUGCGAGGUCUUGAGGCCUGUGCAGCGUACGAGGUCACCAUCACUUCGCUGUCUCCGCUGGGGGUCCCGAGCUCCGACUCCCUCACGUUCUUCGUCAACACGGAUGAAGCGCUGCCCGGCGCCCCGAGGAAUAUGGCCGUCCCAGACAUCACAAACGUCACGGCCACAAUCACCUGGGAAGACCCGCUCGACCGCGCACAGUGCAUCGACAGGUAUGUGGUCUCCUACAAAGAGAUUGGACGCAAGACAUCACAAAUAGUUUCUCCAGUCACGGCCAACGGGGAACACAUGGUCAUCAUUCAGCCGUUGGAACCCUGCAAGAACUACACCUUCGACGUAGCUGCCAUGUCGAAGUCUGGGUAUUUGGGUCCUCUGGCGGAGAGGCAUAAGGCCACUCUCGAGUCAGACCCCGUCCCGGUUUGGUCGCUGGAGCUGGACACUGAGACCGUCGAGUCCAUGGCCGCUACCUGGCAGUACUCAACGGCGUGCGUCGACCACUUCCUUGUGUGCUACUACGAUGAUGAGGAGGUGGGUCUCACGUGCGACGAGGUUUACGACAGCAGGUACACACUGUCUGGCCUCCUGGCGUGCACGACAUACCACGUCUCAGUCAGUAGUGUUACUCCGUCGGGAUUCACGAGCGAGAAGACUUGGCAGAGCAGCGAUACCCUUGACCUCGCGCCUGGAGCGCCUCAGAACCUAAUGAUAACCAAGGAAACGUCGCAUUCCAUCGACAUUCAGUAUGAUCCUCCGGUAGUCAACCCGCAGUGCACCGUCGAGUACGACAUCGAAGUCAUCGACCUGGGGGCGAGCACGAAGGUUGCCUACUACCGCCGAGAAACACGUCUGGACAGCAUUUUCCACGACCUGGAGGCCUGCCACAGGUACGAGGCCAGAGUGCGCGCGACGUCCCGCACCCAACUGCACAGCGGCUGGGUCACCGCCUUUGGCAACACGUCGGCCGAGGCCACGAGCCAGCCUCUCGAACUCUCGCUCUUCUCGGCCACGACCUCCUCCCUCACCCUCACCUGGUUCCGACCCGACACGAACCCUGACUGUGUUCAAGAGUAUAAGCUGCAGUGGAGUUCGUCCUCAGGGGGAAGCGGCUCCCAGACCAUUGGUGGGCCUUUGUAUUACGAAGUAGAGACGACUAUUACAGGUCUGACUGCCUGCACGCCGUACGAUCUUUCGGUAACGGCUGUGUCCGCUGUGGGUGAGAGUUCGCCGCAGACGCUGACUGCUACCACGCUCUGUCCCUAGUUUUUAGUAAGGUUUUAGGGAUUCUGGCUUCUUGUUAACUCUUCAUCCAGUUGAAAGUGAAUCUGUACUCAUAUAAUCAUCAUAGCCUUUAGCAUGUGGUAUAGGUUCCCACAUUUUUUCGGACCACUAUAGAUCCCAAUAAUCAUAUAUCAAUAUAAGUGCUGCAUAUAUAUUUUCCUGCCUUUCACAACCAGCAUCGCAAACGCAAUCGAUCCCAUGGUCUUAAUAACCAAGUCACCCUCUGUCCAUUCUACAAUAUUCGUACGGGACGCAGCCAUCCUUCAUACAAUAACUACAAAAUAUCUUCUUUGUCAACAUCAGAUACACAAAAAAAUUAUAUUUAUUGGACUUUACAGUGUUAUUUUCAGGAUGUUGUGCCACCCAGAGUUAAUGGACAGUGAAAUUAACCAUUUUUUCUUGGUCAGUAUAUAAGCAUUCUCAUAGAUAUCGUUUGAACAAUAAAACUACUUUCUGA